AUGGCUCGCGGUGGUUGUUUCUGCGGCAAGAUCCGGAUAGAAUACAUCGGCCAGCCCGUCGCAUCGGGACUCUGCCACUGCAACGACUGCCGCAAACAGACAGGAGCAGUAUUCAGCUUCUGCCUCGUUAUCAACAGAGCAGACUUGAAAAUCACCGGAACGCCCAAGGAAGUCGCCAAAACAGCAGAUAGCGGCAAUCACAUCAUAAACUAUUUCUGCUCAGACUGCGGCACACCAAUCUAUGGGCAAAGAAUAGAGAAAUCUGGAGAGCCUGCCAAUAGCGCAGUCUUUCGCGCGGGCAUUUUUGAUGAUCCUGAAGUGCUGGACCAGAGGAAGCCCGUGGUGGAACUGUUUACCAGUAACAGGGUGAGCUGGCUCAACCCUAUUGAAGGCGCCGAGCAGUUCCCUGGGAUGCUGGCGAUGCCGUAG
Messenger RNA from Aspergillus puulaauensis, 429 nucleotides. Its product is annotated as GFA family protein. Bases 1 to 429 code for a protein of 142 amino acids. The record is from RefSeq and is a predicted model, not a curated record. Gene Ontology annotation, molecular function: carbon-sulfur lyase activity. NCBI's taxonomy places the organism in Eukaryota, Fungi, Ascomycota, Eurotiomycetes, Eurotiales, Aspergillaceae. The transcript is spliced from 3 exons.